AACAAAGUAAGACAGGAUGAAGUUGUAGUUCCUCUGAGGUCAGAGUGUUUAUUCACUCAUGAAAUGAAGAGAGUUUGUUUAUCAAGUCUAUUUAGGCUUAAAAAUCAGUCCAUGAAGAUCUUUCUCUUCUGAUUAAAGUGUCUCCCACAAAACUACACAGUGAGGUAACUAAGUGACUAAUGUGUCUCGCUCUAUUUACAAAAUGUCCUCUGCUCAUUCCAUCAGCAGGACGCCGCGCCCUGGCCCGAGCUGUUUACUCAACCUAAAAGUGUCUGAGGGGCCAACAGGUCUCACAAAAGGCCCAUUCACCGGUAACAGGAGCCCGGACUACCACUGCCACGUCAAGAUGUUUGAGCAUGCACUAAUCUGCUGCUGCACAUGUUUGUCCGUCUGCGGAGUGCUGCCUUAUAUUAGGACAAUGCCGCCUGUCGAACCUGCACUGCAGGUGUCAAAUUCGAUUGCCGUUAUCGGCACAACUUCCUGGACCAGAAACAACAGGGGGAUCAAAGUACGGCGGUGAGUUGUGCCAGCAAGAUGCGGAAGGACUACUUUUGCUGAAAAGUUUUUAAAAAAAAAAACAACAAAAAAACAGCAGAUUGUGUGAGAGGUCUCUGCAUGUGAAGGCCGUCGAUGGGAGCUGGAGCUCACAGGAGCGCCGCGGGCCGCUUCACAGCGCACAGAGCCGACGGGAGCUCAGGUGUGUCCCCCCGUGUAAAAUGCGGUGUGCGAGCUCUCAGGAGGCGCUGCUCCCCUGUGUGCGCGGCCGUGUUCAGCUUCACGUCGCUCCUGGGGGUCUGCCUGCUCUACCUGCCGGACCGGCCCGCUGUGCCGUCGUUUGUGCCUGACGAGGACAGCCCGGUGACGCUCCUGAUCUGGACGCAUCCGUUCGGCCAGCACCGCAAACUUCCGGACUGCGCCGCGCUCCACCAGAUCAGGGGGUGCACGCUCACCGAUGACUGGGGCGCGUACCAGGAGGCUGACGCGGUGAUCAUACACCACCGAGAAGUCGCCACCGGCACCGCCGAGCUGCCGCCGGAACCGCGGCCGAGUACGCAAAAGUGGAUAUGGAUGAACUACGAGUCCCCCACGCACACGCCCAGACUGUGGAGGUUUGAGGGUGUUUUCAACCUCACACUGACCUACCGGAUAGACUCCGAUAUUGCCCUGCCGUACGGCUACCUGCUCCCCCGUGGAAACACAGUUAAGGGUCCCCAGAACCGCUUUACGCACCCGCUCCACGUACCCUCGCGCUCAAACCUCCGCCGGCCCCGCCUCCUGGCCUGGGUCGUCAGUAACUGGUCGGAGUCUCAUUACCGUGUGGCCGUGUACCACCAGCUCCGCCGGUACAUCGAGGUGGAUGUGUUCGGACGCGCAGGCCAGCCGCUCCCAGAGUACACCGGGGACGACGUGGUGCGGCUGGUCCGUCGGUACCAGUUCUACCUGUCCCUGGAGAACUCGCAGCACACCGACUACAUCACGGAGAAGCUGUGGAACGCGGUGCUGGCCGGGGCCGUCCCGGUGGUCCUGGGUCCCUCCAGGAAGAACUACGAGCGCUUCCUGCCGCCAGAGGCCUUCAUCCACGUGGAUGACUUCCCCACGGUGAGAGGGCUGGCCCGGUACCUGCUGAAGCUGAGGCACAGCCCGGCGAAGCUGUGGAAACACCUGGACUGGAGAGGGCGGUACAGUCUGCACCAGCCCCCCUUCUGGUCCGAACACUACUGCACGGCCUGCAGGGCUGUGAGGAGGAACAGAGGCAGGACUGAUGUGGUCCAAUACCUGACCCCCUGGUUCUACUCGUGAUAGACGGCUGCAGCAUCUCCAGCAGCUGUGAGAACUGACGGACCUUGUAGCAGUGAAACCUUUUCUGUAGAUUUAACUGCUGACACCACAUUUUGGAGGCUUUAAAGGAGCACUAUGUUGGUUUGGAGAAGAAACCCAAACUCAGGAUUGAAAUGUUUACUAUAUUAAUGAGACAAUGAUAAUGAUAAUGAAAACAGUUUCCCACAUAACUGAAUAAACAAGCUUCUCUCAGAGGAAAAUAAGGUCCCCAGUACACUGUUUGAAGUGAGAAAGGUGGCAGGGUCCGCCACAUAUAAACAAAAAUAAAACAGCAUGGAGUUGUGUUGUCCCUUAAGGUCACUUAGUUUAUUGAGUUUAUUCUGUCGUGAAAACAAAAAAGAGUUGAGUUUAUUUAGUUUGUUUUUAAAAAAAGAUAGUAAGUGAUUAAAGUGUCUUCCCCAAAACUACACAGCGCUCCUUUUAAAAGAGAUUUCUCUAUAUUUUGAUUUUACGGUUGAUUUCUUGCACUUUCCCAUGAUUGGUGGGUUUGUUUUACUUGUCUGGUUUAUAUGUGAACUGUGAACACGUGGGCACUUUUGCAAUAAAUUCAAUUGAGUGACACUUU
Acanthopagrus latus (yellowfin seabream) is the source of this 2404-nucleotide messenger RNA. RefSeq names its product alpha-(1,3)-fucosyltransferase 4-like. Lineage: Eukaryota; Metazoa; Chordata; Actinopteri; Spariformes; Sparidae. Gene Ontology annotation, molecular function: alpha-(1->3)-fucosyltransferase activity. The record is from RefSeq and is a predicted model, not a curated record. Bases 631 to 1800 code for a protein of 389 amino acids. The transcript has a single exon. Gene Ontology annotation, cellular component: membrane.